Molecule: messenger RNA, 1086 nt
Organism: Adineta ricciae
Lineage: Eukaryota; Metazoa; Rotifera; Eurotatoria; Adinetida; Adinetidae
Source: the annotation of a GenBank genome assembly
AUGUGCCUUUGGAUUAUCAAUUAUCAAGCAGGACAAACUGUCCAUCAACCGAUUGUUCAACUAUUCGGAUAUGAUAGUAUCUAUCAAGAAUCUGUUUUGGUCAAUGGAAAAUAUCAAUGGCCAAUAAUCGAAGGACUUUUCAAAAUCUAUGUUGAACUCAUUCCUGGUGAAAAUCAAAUUCAUUUGUCAACAAAAAUGUCUGACCUAUCAUUGACAUUAUUCUACGAUCCUCUAAAAUCAAAUGAAAAUGUUAUUCUUCGAUUAAUCUAUGUCACUUAUCCAGAUGAUAUUACUAGUAAUAUCGAACGAGCAUGCAAGCAGUAUCUAUUCUUAACUAAACUUGUUCGAUGUACAUUCGAUGAAAUUUUGCAUAAACAAACAGCUUGUAAACGUUCGUUAUUAUUUCAAGUCGAAAAUCAAAUUCAUCAUGUAUCAAUGUCAAGAGAAGAUUUCCAAGAGAAAACUACAGAUAAAGAUGUAUUCAGAGAAAUUUAUCGGCGGAUAUAUACCAUGGAUAUUGCUCAAGAUGCAACUAUUAAAUUGGUUGUCAAUUCAUCGAUUUCACCAUCGUUGACAUUUGCUUCGACGUUUAAGAAUGUGAUUGUUUUGAAUUUGCCUGAAUAUUUUCUUCAUUUGCCUGGCUCAUUCGAUGAGUUUUAUGGAAAUGUUAUGACUGACAAAGUAGAUGCUUUCAUUUAUUCUAUUGGGGCUUAUUUACAUGAACUCGGACAUCUAUUUGGUCUUGAUCAUGGAAAUAAUCAAUUCUCAACGAUUAUGUCGUCAUCGAAAGAUUAUGUUGAUAAUGGAAGAGAUUUUCUUCUUGUUACACCACGGUUUUCUUCGAUAAUAUUCAAUCGUCAAUGUUCGUGCUACAAAGAACCAGUCAUCAAUACUUCAUCGACAUAUGCAAAUGGAUUAUUAAUUAAACAAUCUGUUCACCUCAAAUCUUCCUGCAAAUCAGAUGUCCAUUGUCAGUUUUCAAUCAAAUUCGACCGUCAGACGAAGCCAACUCAAUGUACAUGCAAUGGUCAAUUCCAUUUUGAAACGAAUCACUGUGAUCAGCUGAUGAGCCAACUCGAUAUAUAA